UAUUUUUUAAUUACUCGUUUUCCUAAUUAAUUGGAAUCUUGUUUUUCCUUAAAUUUACUCUUAAUUGUAUUAACUAAGGUUCUUUGUUAUUGUUACUUUUUAUUCUAUCAUAUUGCCUUAACUAUAGUAGAGUUUUGUCUUGUUGUCUCUCUAUCAUCUUAACCUUUUCUUUUUUCCCUUUCUCCUCAUUUUUGUUUUCUACUCUUUCCUUUAUUACAAUUUGAUUCUUUUUUCUCUACCAACAACCUGAUUCCUUUCUGAUUCACCUUUAUAAACCAUCAUCAUCAUCAUAAUCAUCAGCGUCUUCUUGUUCUUCGCUAUCAAUAAUAUUCAAAAACAUCUUCUUUAUCAUUAAAUUUUCUGUUCAUUUCUGUUGGUGUGGUUACAAAAUUUCCGGAUACAAGGUUUCACAACUCAAGCCAAUAACAUAUACACACACCUUGGUAUAGACUGUGGAGGAGGUAUAAAAGCUCAAAGAGAAAGAGAAUAUAAUCAAAGAGCAAUCAAAUCUUGGUUAAAUUAAGCAAUUAUGAGUAAGACACCUGCUGCAACUACUAAUGGCGAAGGUCCAACACAAGAAUCUACCCGACGAUUGACCGUUAAAAAGCAAACCUUGGAUGAUGCUUAUGCUGCUCCAGCUAAUUUUCUUGAAAUCGAUGUUGUCAAUCCAAUUACUCAUGGAGUGGCGAGAAAUCGUUACACAGAUUAUGAGGUUCGCUUAAGGACCAACUUACCGAUCUUCAAGUUAAAGGAAUCAAGUGUACGACGACGUUACAGUGAUUUUGAAUGGUUACGCAAUGAAUUGGAACGUGACAGUAAAAUUAUGGUUCCACCGUUACCUGGUAAAGCAUGGAAACGAUUAAUGCCCUUCCGUGGUGAUGAUGGUAUUUACGAGGAAGAUUUCAUUGAGGAAAGGAGAAAGGGAUUAGAAUCGUUUGUUAACAAGGUUGCUGGACAUCCUUUGGCUCAGAAUGAGAAAUGUUUACACAUGUUCCUCCAAGAAUCAAACCUGGAUAGAAACUAUGUACCUGGUAAAAUAAGAAACUCUUAAUUAGCGAUAGUAAAAAGCCAACAGCAACUAAAUUAACUCCAAUAACAACAACAAUUAACUUUCUACUAUUCACUAAAACGACAACACAACCACAACCAUACACACAACCAUAUAAAAUAAUACAAAACACUCACAGAGUAAAUUACAAGCCAACAAUAAAUCAUUAAAUACCAAUCAACAAUCAGGAAGAUGAAAUAACAAUCUAAUUAACAAAGAAGCUUCUCCAUCAGCAUAUUCCCAUUUUAAAUCCUGCUAAUUUAAAAAAUCUAAACACCAACAAACAAACAAAAUGGAUGAAUGUAAAUUAAUUACGUAUGAUUAUGAUAACAAUACCUAUUAUAUAAUAUUUACUACUAUAUAUUUGAGUGAAGUUUCACCAAUCAGUUAAUCAUCAUAUUGUAAACGUUACUAUUGAUGAGCAAACCACAAAAAAUACAAAUAUAAUUAAUUUUAUUAGAUGA
Molecule: messenger RNA, 1512 nt
Organism: Panonychus citri (citrus red mite)
Lineage: Eukaryota; Metazoa; Arthropoda; Arachnida; Trombidiformes; Tetranychidae
Gene: Snx3
Product: sorting nexin-12-like
Exons: 2
Coding region: 530-1051 (173 amino acids)
Biological process (GO): endocytic recycling; late endosome to Golgi transport
Cellular component (GO): retromer complex; early endosome membrane
Molecular function (GO): phosphatidylinositol-3-phosphate binding
Source: RefSeq, a predicted model, not a curated record